GACUAGAUGACAAUAAUGAUAGGCGAUCACUGAACACUGUGCCGUUACUUUACAGAAUUCUGUCUAUCUGAAGCGUCUAAAUCCCGAUAAAGUGAAGUAUUUCCAAUUCGCCAACGCCUCCCUCGUCGCCACGUCUUAUCAAGGUGUUUCUCUAACACUCAGUGUCCCUGUGUGAGGCGAGAAAACGACGAGAAGCCAGUGGAAGAAGAAGAAUUGCUUUUAGCCAGUCAUUGCCAUGGCCUCCGAAAGCGGCGAAAGCAACAUGGAUAGAGAGAUGAUUCUGGCCGAUUUUCAGGCUUGCACCGGAAUUGACAACAUCGCAGAGGCCAUCACUCUGUUAGAGCUUAAUAACUGGGAUUUAGUGGCUGCCAUCAACGGAGUGAUACCACAGGAGAAUGGGAUCUUACAAAGUACCUUUUCCAGCGAGGCGAGCCAGGCCGGCAUGUUUGGACCUCCGAGCCAACCAGAAGCAGCUGAUGCAGCAGCAGGAGGCGCCGUUCCCACCCCCUCUUCUUCGUCUUUAUCCUCCUCUCCUCCAUCGUCCUCCACUUCAGCCUUUUGCCCUGUCAACUCGGCCUCCUCCUCUUCCUCCUCAUCCCGACAGAUCGUAGAGCGCCAGCCCCGGAUGCUCAACUUCAGGGUGGAGUACCGGCAGCGCACGGUGGAGCUGGUGCUGGAGGAGGGCAGCACAGUCGGAGAAAUCAAAAAAAUCCUCGAGACAGAGCUCGGGGUUCCAGUGUCCAAAAUGCAGCUGAAAGGAUGGAAGAGCGGAGAGGUUUCCGAUAGUACGGUGAUGAGAAGUUUACACCUGCCUAAGAACAACAGCCUGUACGUCCUGACCCCAGACAUCGCCCCUACUGCCAGCACCAGCAAAAACAGUGGUCUCCAGGAGUCGUUAAACCAGAACUUCCUGCUGGUCAUCAGCCACCGCGAGGCCCAGAGGGACUACAGUCUCAACUUCCCCGGCUCCAAAACUAUACAGGAGGUGAAGAGAAACGUUUCAGACUUGACCAACAUCCCAGUCCGGCAUCAACAGUGGGACGGAUGGCCCACCUCAGCAUCUGAUGACUCAAUGACGCUAGCUGUCUCUGGGAUCAACCAUCCUUGCCAUCGACUCAGUGUUUGUCGAAGGUCCUCACCAGCCAACUCCCAGGAACCCACAGAAGAGUGUGCAGAUGUCCAUAUGGUCAGCGACAGUGAUGCGGAUGAUUUUGAAGACGCGUCAGAGUACGGUGUAGACGAUUCAGAGAUGUUUGGAUUGGGCUCCUCUACCUGUCGGAAAGCACCUAUGAUGCCAGAAAAUAGUGAGAACGAAGCUGAUGCCUUACUGCACUUUACUGCCGAAUUUUCUUCAAGGUAUGGAGAGACUCACCCAAUGUUCUUCAUCGGGUCUUUGGAGGCAGCGUCUCAAGAGGCCUUCUAUGGCAAAGCCAGAGAUAGGAAGCUGCUGGCCAUCUACCUCCACAACGAUGACAGCGUCCUCAGCAACGUCUUCUGCUCUCAGAUGAUGUGCGCCGACUCCAUCGUCUCCUACCUGAGCCAGAACUUCAUCACAUGGGCCUGGGACGUCACUAAAGAAGCUAACAAAGCCAGACUACUCACCAUGUGCACGAGGCAUUUUGGCAGUGUGGUCACGCAGACUAUACGGACAUACAAGACAGACCAGUUCCCCCUGCUGCUCAUAGUCAUGGGAAAACGCACAUCGAAUGAGGUUCUAAAUGUUAUUCAAGGUAAUACGACAGUGGACGAGCUGAUGAUGAGGUUAAUGGGAGCGAUGGAAAUCUUUCAAGCACAACAACUAGAGGACAUCAAAGACGAGGACGAACGUGAGGCGAGAGAGACGGUGAAGAGGGAACAGGACGAGGCCUACCGUGUGUCUUUAGAGGCUGACCGUAAAAAGAGAGAGGCCCAAGAGAGAGAAGAGGCCGAGCAAAAUCGCCUGGAGCGGAUAAGGAAGGAGCAGGAGGACGAGAAGGAGGCGAUCCGCUUGUCACUGGAGCAUUCCCUACCGGCAGAGCCCGACGAGGAUUCAGCCGAGCAAAUCAGCAAACUGCGAAUCCGCACGCCCAGCGGAGAGUUCCUGGAGCGGCGUUUCCUGAGCAGCUGUAAGCUUCAGGUCCUCUUCGACUUUGUGGCCUCCAAGGGAUACCCCUUCGAAGAGUUCAAGCUCCUCACCACCUUCCCACGUAAAAAUAUCACUCAGCUGGAUCCUGCUUCGAAUCUGCUGGAGGCCAAGCUGUUUCCACAGGAGACGCUCUUCCUGGAGGCUAAAGAGUAGGAGCGUGUCCUCUGAGCGCUGAGAGGACACGCUGACUGAUGAACUGACUCAACACACACUAGUCACCGAGCAUGGGCCUCACCAGUCCGGGCCUACAGAACACACACACACACACACACACACACACACACACACACACACACACCGACACAACACAACACCAAUCCUCUCAGACGUACAUAAGUGCAAGUAAGCUUCUCUGCCCUCGGCCUGGUCGUGGCACCUGAGCGCCUCGUGUUGCACAGAGGAGCAAAGACAGUAUCACAAGCACACAGCCAAUCACUCACCUCCCCAAAUCUCUCUCUCUCACUCACUCUCUCUCUCUGUCUCUCUAUCCCUCUCUCUGUCUCUCUUUCUCCUCACACUGAUCACGACUUCAUGUUCCCAACUGCUGAGUCAUGGUUUCCUCUCACAACACAGAACGAUAACAGCAUCGAGGGACUGAGGAUCUUUGUCACGGGACUUAAAAAAAAAACAAAAAAACAUUGAACUUGUUCCCCUUGUUUCCACAUCCAACACACCGAGGCUGCUUUUUUAGAACAUGUUUUUUUUUUUUGUGUGUGUUUGGAUUAAAAAAAAUGCUUAAAAAAAAUUGAAUAAAACAGCAAGAAGAUGAAGCUGUUGCCGGGCAGAAGUCGGGGCUGUUUCAUCUCCACCUUGUAUUUCCUCCCUUAACCCUCCCCAAAAUUAAAUUUCUCCCUCCCCCCGCCCCGUCUUCCACCCCCUCACCCCUUGGUCCGCAGGGGGGGGAGACGUGAGGGGACACCUGCAGCAUCCCCCCCCCCCCCCCCCUGGUUUAACACCCCCGCUCCACAGGCCAACGGAUUGCUCAGUUUUCUUAUUUUUCAUUUUCUUUUUUCUCUUGAUCCUUUUUAAGUUUGAUGCUGUAUUAGUUUUAGUUUGAUAUACAUUAUAUAAAAUAUAUGAAUAUGAACAUCAA
This is a messenger RNA of Eleginops maclovinus (Patagonian blennie), 3218 nucleotides long. RefSeq names its product Fas (TNFRSF6) associated factor 1 (gene faf1). Gene Ontology annotation, cellular component: endoplasmic reticulum; nucleus. The record is from RefSeq and is a predicted model, not a curated record. The transcript is spliced from 19 exons. NCBI's taxonomy places the organism in Eukaryota, Metazoa, Chordata, Actinopteri, Perciformes, Eleginopidae. Bases 236 to 2278 code for a protein of 680 amino acids. Gene Ontology annotation, molecular function: ubiquitin binding; NF-kappaB binding.